Aureobasidium pullulans EXF-150 is the source of this 690-nucleotide messenger RNA. RefSeq lists its product as uncharacterized. The record is from RefSeq and is a predicted model, not a curated record. The coding region runs from base 1 to 690 and encodes 229 amino acids. The transcript has a single exon. NCBI's taxonomy places the organism in Eukaryota, Fungi, Ascomycota, Dothideomycetes, Dothideales, Saccotheciaceae.
AUGCUUUCUGUUUCCAUUCUCUCAGCCGUCUUGCUGACCUCUCGUCAAGCACUAGCAGCAUCCUGCUCAAACUUCACCAUCACCACCGACAACAUAGACGAUACCUAUACCAAAACAAGCGAUCGCAGUUAUGUUAUCAGCCAGGGCAUCAAUUGCCCUUCUACCCAAAACUGCACGAUCCCAAUCGGUGGCUACAUAACCGUUGGUCGCACCCUCAACAUCACCACCGACUCAGCGGAUUCCCUUUUCGACACCAUCGCCUCGACUGUCGACAUCCCUUGGAACAAAACCACCACUCAGCAAGUCGGCACUGAAUACAAAAGUGGCUAUAAUGUCCGCAAUGGCACAUCCGUUCACGUGAACUUCACGCCCUAUCUCAGGUGCGCAACCGGUAGACUCUCAGGUUGUGAUGGGGGCGACUUGGAGGAUAUGGUUGUUGAGGCUUGCACGCCAUACUCGAUUGCUGGAGGUCUGGCCGGUGACAUUGGUCCUGUCUUCACGGAUCCUGAGGCUGCAGCUGCUUUGACAUGUAACCCCUCGAACACAACUCAGGCCAUGAACGGUAACUACACAGGUAGCUGUGACUCUACGACUGGCUCUGGUGGCGAUACUGGUGAUGCUAGUAACUUUGGAGGCGUUUCAGUCUUGCUCCUGUCCGGAUCUCUGCUGGUGGCUGUCAUGGGUUUCUAG